Molecule: messenger RNA, 999 nt
Organism: Chlorella variabilis
Lineage: Eukaryota; Viridiplantae; Chlorophyta; Trebouxiophyceae; Chlorellales; Chlorellaceae
Exons: 8
Coding region: 1-999 (332 amino acids)
Source: RefSeq, a predicted model, not a curated record
AUGGCAGCCAUCCUCAUCACCGGCGGGACGGGCUACUUUGGCCAGUUUUGUGUCGAGUUUUUCGCUGCGUCGGGAUGCCAGGUCGGCUACACGCACUGGUCUAGCGGCCCCCAGCGGCACUGUGGCAAGGUCCUACCCUUCAAGGUCAACCUGGCCAAGGGGGAGGGCCUGGAGGCGUGCCUGCAGGGGCUGACACGCGGCGGCGCGCUGCGCCUGGUGGCCGUCAUCAACGCCGCCGCCAUAUCGCAGCCCGCGGCGUGUGAGCGCGACGAGGCGGCGGCGGCCGCCGUCAACGUGCCCACCCACCUGCUGGCGGCGCUGGCGUGGCACAGGCAGCAGCAUGGCGCGGAGCCGCUGCUCAUACACAUGUCGACAGACCAGGUGUACGACGGCAGCAAGGCGCGGUGGCGGGAGGGCGACCCGCCGCGCCCCGUCAACGCCUACGGCCGCACCAAGCUGGCGGCGGAGCGCGCGGUGGCGGCGGGCUGGCCCAACCACGCCAUCCUGCGCAGCUCCAUCAUCUUUGGGCCCGAGCCGCCGGUGCCGGUGGGGCGCCCACUGUUCCUGCAGUUCAUCGACGGAGCGCUGGCGGCGGGGAAGCCCACCACCUUCUUCAACGACGAGUGGCGCUCGCCCAUCCGCGUGCGAGACAUCCUGCGUGUCUGCCAGACCCUCAUCAACCGCCAGGACGAGCUGCAGCACAGGCUCUUCAACAUGGGAGGCCCCGACCGCCUGAGCCGAGCAGACAUGGCGGCAGCGGUGGCGGCAGCCUGCGGCUACGACCCAGCGCUCAUCCUGGCAGCCCCGGCAGCCUCGGUGCCGCGCCCCGCACCCAGCCCUGCCGACAUUUCAAUGGACAGCAGCCGGCUGGAGGCGGCGAUGACGCCUUUUGAGGCGGCCAUCCGGCACAUCCUGGGGGAGCACCAGCACCCAGACGACCGCCACCACUUCCCCGGCCAGCACGAGCACCCACACCCGCCCGCCAGCCGCCACCGCUGA